AUGGUUUCAGUUCUGACAUUACUACAGACAACACCAUGUCAUUGUAGUACGACUUCACCGCCAGUCAACACUUGUGCGAAAGAAGAAGUAGGAAAUGGCACCGCUGAUCCUGAUCUGGCACAAUACAAUUACAGUACGAGCGUCACAUACACCUGCAACUUGGGUUUCAACCACACCUCUGGGGAUUUAGUUAGAACAUGUAACGAUACAGGGUACUGGACAAAUACACUGCCAGUUUGUACAGUAGCUGCAUGUCUACCAGAGAACAUAACCGAUGGAAAAUAUGAUCCCGAUGAUUUAACGACCGAGUUUGGCGCUACUAUAACAUAUUCAUGCGACCUCGGAUACUACAUGAGCACAGGAGAUGCGAAUAGAACCUGUCUCACUAAUGGCGGAUGGACCAGUACUCUCCCAAGUUGUUCACUUGUAAGAUGUGAUCUUCCCGAAACUGUUCAGCACUCCUCGUACACACCGCCAUCAGUGGUGAAAUUCGAUUACAACACAGACAUAACAUAUAGUUGUGAUCUGGCAUACAAUCAUACAGACGGCAACCUGACCCGCACAUGCAAAGAAGAUUUUAGUUGGUCUGGAAAUGAACCCAACUGCACAAUUGCGGCAUGUUUCCAAGAAAAUUCGACUUACAUGACCACAACACCUGACAAAAUUCUUCACGAGUUUGGCGACUACGUAAUUUAUGAAUGCAUCCUGGGAUAUGAAUACAGUUCUGGAGACCUGAACCGUACAUGCCAAAAUGACGGUAACUGGACUGGAAUCACACCGCAAUGUGUUAUCAUAACAUGUGACCCCCCAGAUCUUAUCCCGCACACAUUUUACGUGCCAGAUGGUCUGGUUGAGCACGACUGGAAUACCGAUAUCAGUUACUCGUGUGAUCCGGGCUAUCAUUACGUGUCAGGUGGAAAUGUAACGACCUGCAAUGAAAGUGGCACAUUCCCUCCCUUAGAUAUAGACUGCUCAGUUCAACAUCAGAUAACAUUAAAUUCAUCCGAGCCUGUCGUAACUUGGUUUAACACAACCGUCAUCGAAACAAACACGGUAUUUGAUUUUGACGGAAUAUGUGACGUCACUAUAGCAUGUAAUCCAGAUCUAAUAGAUGCAAGUCAUGUUAUAAGUGGAAACCAAUUAAUAAUGACAGUGAAGCAGACGGCGAACACACAAUUUGGUGAAUACAUUUGUACCCUCUCCCCUUUUCGUGGUGAAAGGACUUUCCCAGACGUUGAAAGGGACGUACUUUUUGGAGAUGAAAUUAUCGGUUUUCAGGCAGUUUUAGACCAUACAAUGAUAUAUUUGGCUGUUGGGAAGACAUAUAAUUUCCUUGCAACUGCAACAUUAGGGACUAGUGUCACCAUUGACUGGAAAAUGGAAGACACUGUUACAGAAACACAGACAUAUCCCGGACAAUUUACAUCUGGUAAUCUGGCAUAUGCGUUUACUAAGCCAACAUAUAACAUCUCAGUCACUGCCAGGAAUCUGGUCAGUUCCGAAGCAAGCGAGGUGUUUGUUGAAGUAUUCUAUAGCAUCAACAACUUCGACUUCACCCUCAAAAACUCAUUAGGAAACACAACUGAACCAGUAGAGUUCGAUCUUCAUCUAAUGCAAACAGCUAAUUUACCAAUGAAUGGCGUGAACAUCUCUAUCAACUUCAAGCACGGAAAUUUUGUAACCGAUGAAAUUUUUAUUGAUGAAGCUUACGGAGUGGAUAAAAGUCAUAUUUACAGUCAUUUGUUUGAUAUGCAAGGUAACUUUGUGGUAGAGGCUAGACUUACAAGCAUAUUAGGAUUUGAAGAUUAUAGCGUAUACAUGGGAAUAUGGGACACACUCUUACCAUUAGAGCUAGAACUCAUAAAUGGAAAGUACAUUAUUACAAACACAGCUGCUGAGUUUAACUUCACGAAUGUUCCAAAUUAUGGAUUCAAAUAUACAAUAGAUUAUGGUGAUGGAGCGACAGAUUCGAAUGUUGCUGAUAGUAUUUUAUACAAUAAAUAUAAUCUGACUUCGUUUACGCACGUGUUUACAAGUCCUGGUGUGUACAUAGUGAGCUGGAGAGCUGUAAAUGGAGAACAGUUAUACAACCGGGCAGAACAAUUUGCUGUACAUGUUCAGAACGUUAUACCAGCUACUGGCUACACACUUGAACCGUUAGGAAAGAAAUACCCUUGGUCUGUUCUACAAUCUAUGAGUCUAUCUUUAAACAUAACUUUGGACGAUGGUGUUUCCGAACCAACAAAUGGUACCUGUACAUUUGAUCCGGAUGAUGGUACAGGAACUGUUGAGAAUCUUAUUUACGACAGCUCAUUUUUUCAGUAUUCACACAAUUAUCACAUAGAAGGGUUGUUCAACGCGACGUUUAAUUGCUCCAACAACGUCAGUAACCAUACAUACACAUUUGACAUAAAAGUCAGCAAAUUUGUUGCGUCGGAUUUGUCACUUGUAUUCCACAAUCCUGUUCCCCUUAAUGUAUCUGACGCCGUUGUCGUCUACUUCCACAUCGACAAUGGAGGGUUUAUGCUGAUUCCUCAUUUGGUUUACUUAGAUUUUGAUUAUGGAGAAGCGAGCACUUCUAGAAAAAGACGCUCUCCGAUAUCGUACGACAAGGGAACUUACAGUCACUUGUACACAGAACGAGGUAAUUACACUGUCACCGUAGUUGUGGAGGCACAAGUUACAAGUACAAGUAACACACUUACUUAUUCUUUGCGACUUGGUUUGAUGUAUUUUGAAUACAAUAUCACAGUGCAGUUUAUUGACACAACGUUUGUGCGAUAUACAAUGUAUGGCGUGGAAGGUACUACACUUUACACAAUAGAUUUUGACGACACUACUGCUAAUGAACAGUGUAGUUCUUCUGGUUUGUCUAGCUGUGACAUCCACCAUUUAUGUCCAGAAUAUGGCUACCAUCUUGUGCAAGUUGUUGCAAAUAAUCGAUCAUACAUAGAGGUGGAUAAUAUGAACAUGACCUGUGAUAAUCCAGUCGUUAUCACAACCGAUAUUCCUUAUACUGUUGCAAUUCCAGAUGGCAUAAUUGACGCUAAGUUAAGGAUUAAAGAAGACGACCUUUACCUUCCAAAGCUGUUUUGUAAUUGGAAUAUGGGCGACCCGAUAAAACGUGACACGUACGGGCCUAUGUCGCAAGAAGUUACCUAUGCAAGUCCUUUUUUGUUUAACUUUCAGUAUAUUGCAUUAGGAAGACACACAAUCACGAUUUAUUGCUGGAAUUUGAUCAAUGACACUAAUCUUGAAACACAAAUAACAGUAACAAGCCAAGAUUACCUAUUUACCGGUCUCUUUGACAGGUUUUAUUCACAGGCGAAUUCACCUAUGUAUAUUUCCUCAAUACUUGAUACCGAAAUAUUCAGCCGUUUGGAAAUUGUUGCCAACACAACUGAGAAAACUCAAACAAAUCUUUGGAAAGUCAACUUUCCUUUAGGAGAAACAGAACAAAUUCGGCAAAGUUUACUGUUCACACGUGGUCUUGUAGCGGAAAGCAAGUACCACAUCACCCUCCAAGUUUGCUUCAUCGAAGAACCCAAUAAUUGCAUCUUUGAGCCUACUUAUGCCAAAUUUGUGAUGCCACCGCCCCAUGCUGAGAUAGUGGGAAAUAAACGGAGAUAUAUCAAAAGAGGGUCUGUUACAGUUGAUGCUUACACUUUGUCUUAUGAUCCCGUGUUUCCAGAAUCUGCUGACCUCACUUUUAGCUGGGCAUGUGAAAGUUUUGACGCAGUGGAUUUUGAUGAAGCAGCUGAUAAGUUUUCAUCAAAUGCAGCGGGAAGUUCAUGUUCAUAUAAUGAAAAUGAAGGCGUUAUGACUCUAGACACUGGUGCUAACCCUACAAGGUCACACUACGUUGUAACAGUUACAGUUGACAAUAACAGGGGGAAGACUGCGACAUUCACACAGAUUUUAGCUGUCAAAAACUAUGAACCAUUAACAAUUAAAUGCAAGAUAAAUUGCCUAGCCAAAGUUGCAAGGAGCUCUAGACUUCAGCUAAUUCCUAACCUUUCCAACAACUGCCCAGCAACCUUUGCAUGGACUUUAAAGAAGAAUUCAGGGUCAGUGUACGAGGAUGAAGACCUUUCAAGCAUAGCAUCUGGCGCUGGGGUUACCGGACAGUCCUUGACAAUAACACACAACACGUUAGAAUAUGGCACAUGGUACCUCGUAUCACUGACAGCUAUCAUCGACGGUGCUACAUACGGACCGGCGUAUUAUGAGUUUUUGACAAACAGACCGCCAGAAGGAGGUUUCUGUAAAAUUAUACCAUUCACGGGAGAGACACUUAUGCCUAUGGAGGACAAAGAACUCGAAAACACGACAACAUCAUCAAGUGAAUACAUUCUGACAGCUGGAAUAGACGUGUUCAACAUAACCUGCCAACGAUGGAAAGAUGAGGGCUUUACAGACAAUGCGUUCUCGAGCGAGGAACCAAUAUUCUAUCUUUAUUUUCUCUCAUAUGGUGAUGAGGAUGAUAACGAUAACAAACGGCAGUUAUUAUACUUUGACCCGGGCCAGACAUCCAACCUGGUAUCUUUCCAAGUGGGAAAUGCUAAUGCUGAUUUCAAUGCAACCGUAGUUCUACGAAUAACUGAUGUGUUCGGUGACUACACAGAUGUUCGAUACAAUGUUAAGUCUAAACCAUCCCUUACGACGGCAGAUAUUGCUGACCUCAAUAGUGCCGAUACGUUACAAGUGACGUCAGAUUAUGUUGAGCAGUUCAAUGAAGUUCUUAUUAAAGCCAAUAGGACAUUUGACUAUAGAACUAUCUCCAGAAAGGUUAUGGAUAUCUCAUCUGUGUACAAUAAACUGUCUUCUAGCACAAAAUUGUCACCGGAAGAUAUUGUAUCUCUUGGAUACGUAAAAACAGAGGGCGGAGUAUUACUCGAUUGGCACGAUUACUGGAAAAUCAUUAUAGAAGACAUAGAUAAGCAAACAGACUUUCUGAUACAGGUCGGUGAGAAACAUGCAUACAUGUUACAUGCCAACGUACAGUCCUGGCCAUCGACUAAAAGAAUGACACUGGUUGCUAUAGAAACCAUAAGUCUAGCUUUAAAUGAAUCUACAGCAGUAACAGAAUAUUCAAACGUCACAGCUGCGAUACUGAGUGCAGAAUGUUCAAACAUACUAGCUAGAAAUCUAGCUAAUAUUUCAGAUGACCGAACAUUUCCGAACACUGAACAACUGGUAGCUGCUUCUGUUGCUGUGCUGGACGUGAUCCGAAAUCAGCUGGCGAUUUUACAAACAGUACUAACACCGAACCUUCCCGAGGACCCAACCGCUGAUGAAAUGAGACAUUACCUUGAAUAUGUCAGUGCAUUUAAGAAGGCAGAGGAGGUUCAACAUGGUCAGUUAAGUCUUCAAGAACAAACGUUUCUUGCACAGAAGCAGCUAGAAAAGUAUUAUCUGCAGAAAUACAUCAAGUCAGAGGCAUCGAAAAAAGCUCUGCCCCAUUUGACGUUCGCAUUACGAAAUCUAACAUAUGUUCUUGGAAAAAUGUCAGUGAUUGGACAGGAAGAACUUUAUCUUGAGAAUGACUUCAUAUACAUUUCCGUUGAGAUCAAACCGGCGUAUUCUCUAGUUGGAAAGACCAUCGAACGCCCCCGUGUUGCAUUGGAACUAAAUGAUUUAGUUGAAGAUAAUCCAGAAGCUUGUAAUUCAAGAGAGAUACACCUUAAGACGAUAGUGUUCAAAGAAAAUCCAUAUUUCUGGGGUCAGUUUGGUGAUCGUAUAACUUCAUAUGUUACAUUGUUUGAAAUAGAUGGGGCUCAUCUAGGUAGUGAGAAAAUGAUCUAUAGGUUGGAUAACGAGGUUGAGGCAAGCUGUGUAGAUCAGGAUCCAACAUACGAGGAAAAUGAUCCCGACAAGAUGAUUUAUAUCAUGUUUGAUAGACAACAUGCAGACGAUGACAUUCUCUUAUUUGUUAGAUCCAGUGCAAAGGAACUGAUCUACGAGUUAUAUUUCAACAAGGAUGAAAAGCCGAAGAUUUCCGAAAAUAAGUAUACGUAUUCAACAGAGAUGAAAAAGAACGAUAAAGCGUGGACUCUAGAAGAUGGUUACAAAUUACUUAUCAAGUCAAGUGAUUUCUCGGAGACAGGAAAAGUCUGGAUAGCUUUACGACCAUUGCUUGAAAAUUCGGAUGAUCUGUCACUGCUCUCAAAAAAGUUCUGUGCCAAUGUGACAAGUGUUAAUUGCCUGGCAUGGAGACAAAAAAGUGGUUCAGAGGAAUAUUUCUGGGACAAGGACAUAUGCGAGGUGUCACUUUCCAGUAGCCGUUCACAAACUAUAUGCAUGUGUCAAAAUUCUAAUGAAACCAUAACAGUUGGAACUACUUUCUACGUACCAAACAACAAGAUUGACUUCAAAACUAUCGAUUCUCAAAGCGAUGGUUUAGGGCGUUCACCAGUCAUUGGUAUGAUGGUAGCAACAGUGUGUAUCUAUAUACUUCUUGUGAUAUGGGCAUGGAGAGAGGACGUAAAGGAUCAAUAUAAGUGGUCCUACUCUUUGAUGAUUGACAAUGAUAUCGCCGAUCGCUAUUUCUAUGUUAUCCGUGUGGUUACGGGUCUACGAACGGGCGCAGGAACACAAUCAAAAGUCGGGUUUGUCCUCGUUGGAGAAGACGGUGACACAAAUAUCAGAAUUAUGGACGAUGACAGUCAUAUUGGUUUUGAACGAGGAAGUAUACGUACAUUUGUGAUGAGUACCCGACAUUACCUUGGGGAACUGUUAUGUUUACGAAUAUGGCACGACGAUUCCGGCGGAAAUGACUCCUCAUGGUACCUUAACAAAAUCUGUGUUACAGACCUGAAAGAUGGAAUGCGAUAUUCUUUCGUGUGUAACAAGUGGUUAAACUAUGGCGAUGACGGCACACGUGUUGACCACACACUCAAUGCUCAACGCUAUGAAGACGUCCGUUCUUAUCUGGACAUGAUCGCAUACACUCUAGUAGAGCAUCAUCUCUGGUUGUCUGUGGCACUGCGUCCAGUAAGGAAUAAUUUUACCCGAGUUCAACGCCUUUCCUGCCUUCUUGCUCUUGUCUACUUGACGAUGAUUAUUUGCGCGAUAAUUGUCGAGACCCCAGAUGAAAACACCGUCUUUAAUCAAGUAGUUAUCGGGCCAUUCCGAUUCUCGAUGGAAAAUUUCAAAGCAGCAAUGGUUUCCAUGACAAUAUCUUCCGUUAUUAUUAUAAUCGUAUCAAUCAUUUUUAGAAACUCUGAAAACGCCGAGAAUAGUUCUAACAUUGAUUCGUUUAUACAUAGAGCAUACCGAAGAGUUAAUGAAAAAAUAAAAUUGGAUAGUUCUGUACUCGCAAGAAGAUAUUGGCCUCCGGCGGAGGAAGCUGUAGAAUAUAAUAACUUUUUCCUGCCCCACUGCUGUAUCUACGUUGGUUGGGCUAUUCUUGCGAUGGUACUUAUUGUUGCAGCCUUUCUUGUAGUAUCUUUUAGUUCUGAAUGGGAACUUGUGAAAUCAGAAGAGAUGAUGACUGCAGUUCUCGUUUCCGUACUAAGCUCGGUUCUUCUAAUUGAAAGUGUUAAGAUUGUAAUAAUUCUGUUAGUGUAUUCGCUGAUGUGUCAGCGGGCUUACGAACCGCUAGAACCUGAUAUAGACAUUGGCACGCUUGAAGAAAAAGCUAAAUAUAAUUCUGCUACACUGAACAUUGGACCACACUUCAACCGUGUGUUGUAUAAACCUGAAAAUCCAAGUAAAGCGACAUUGGUAAAGAACAAAAUAAAACGCAUACGGAAUCAUCAACUGUUGAAGACUGUCUCUCAACUUGUUAUGUAUAGUGCUCUCUUAUACAUGGUGUACACAAUCAGCUAUGAAAGUAGAGAUCCAAGAUCUUUCUAUUUGAAAAAUCAUGUUGAACAACUAUUUCACUUCACGUCAGAGGUUACUGAUUUGGAAUCUUACACAAAGUGGCUGAAAGGUACAUUUAUUGACACGUACUUUUCAAAGUCAUAUUUCGGAGCAAGUUAUGAGGGCAACGAAAAUAAAGUUUAUAUGGAAGAUUUAAGUAACAUCCGUGUUGGACCUGCCAGAUUGCGACAGUUACGGAUUAGGCAAGAGGACUGUAUUGGCCCAUUAGGUGUAAACUUGACAUGUCGUAAUAAAUAUGAAGAUGAAAAGAAAGAAACGCAGAAUUUUUGCUUGGGAUGGAAGAAACAGCCUUGUCCGUUUGCAGAGAAAUCAACAUACUUCUCUUCAGCUGCAUGGGAAUUUACGUCUGCAGAUGAAAUUUGGGGUUUUCCGACGGUAGCCCAGUAUUGCACUUAUGGAGGUGGGGGCUAUUUUAUGAAACUGGAUGUAAACAGAGACGUUUGUGAAAUAAUUUUUGACGAAUUGGCAGAGUUUACCUGGGUCGAUGUUCAAACUAGAGCAGUUAUUCUAGAAUUUACAUUGUAUAAUGCUAAUACAAAUUUGUUUAUCUACUCGAAAUUUGUCGGCGAAUUUCCUGAAGUCGGAGGCUUUCUACCUUUCAUUGACAUCCAAGUAUUUCGACUGUAUCUAGACUCCAGUGAUGGCAACUUUGUCUUAUUCCUUCAAUUUUCUUUCCUGCUUAUCGUAAUAGCGGCAACAUUUGCAUUAGCUUACAAAAUGUUCACGGACGUAAAAACAUUUUUCAAAUCAAUGUGGAACAUAUUAGAUCUAAUUUCCUUGAUAAUGAGCUAUGUAACAAUUUCAGUUUUCAUUUACAAGAUAUAUAUCAUAAGAAAAACCAUAGAAGUAUUUCACAACGACCAAAAUGCUUACGUUGGAUUUGAAAACCUCGCUUUCUAUGACUUUGUAACGAAUACAGCUUAUGGUGUUUUGGCGUUCCUGUUGUCUGUAAGAGUUUCGCGUAUCCUUGGAUACAGCGGAAAAAUCAACGAGAUGGCGGCAGUUAUAUCGAAUGCCUCAAGCGAUCUUUAUGGAUUCGUGCUUAUCUUUACUAUCACAAACAUUGGUUAUGUUAUCUUCGGAACUCUUCUGUUUGGAAAAGAGGAGGAAAAGUACAAAGAUUUUUUUCAAUCAUACGGUACCUUAACUGAGGCAAUUAUUGGAAAAAAUAGAGUGUCUAAUAUUCUCAUCUCUAAACCAGUCUUCGCCGAAUUCUACUAUUUUACAUUUGUGAUGUUUGUUCUAAUGACCUUAGUCACCAUAGCGGCCGCCAUUCUGAACUUCAGUAUUUCAAAGGUCAAGACGGAACAGCAGAAACUAGCCCCACCAAACAUUAUAGAAGUGGUUUUUGACAGAAUUAGCAAAUUAUUUAAUAAGCUCCGACCAUCUAAGAAGAAACAUGCAGACAAGGUAAGAGAAAGGAAGGACUUUGAUGCAGAACUGAAUGACAUAUUAACUGACCUACGUGGCUUUCUCCGUGAACUUAGACCAAAGGCAAUAAAGUCAAAGUCAAGCAAAAAGUACAGAUUAUUGGGAGAUUACGAUCUGAAUUCAAAGUAGAUCGGAAGGACAGUAUAACUGUUACGAAUUGUCAUAUUUGGUUACCUACAGAUGUGUAUUAUUCAAACUGUAGCCGUUCUGUUAGCGCAAAUCUCUCGCAACAAAUCUGUUGUAAUCAUGACAAUAUAGAAUUUGUUGUAAUCAUGACAAUACAGAACAAUACGAAACGGAAUAAUGAAAUUCAUUUAUUACCAGCUGUCACAAAUUGUAAAGAUACAAAAGUACUAACUGAUGUAUUAAUCUGAUUUGAUUGCGUGAACGUCUGUGCAUUUAACGUUUUUCACAGGAAUAGUAAUUUCAAAAAUGAUUGAAAAUCUUUAACCAUAUAUGAUAUAUACUGUAGAGAAAACGAUAAUUUGUGUCUGGUAAUAUAUAACGAUUCCUAUGAUACGGUCAAUUAUGUUCAUAAUAUACAUAUAUGUUCAUGAGUGAAAGAUAUGGUGAUCUUACAUGUAAAACAAACUGUUUUUUAUUUCAUGUUUUGACUACAUUACCCAUUUUGUAGUUGUUUUUAUUUAUUAUUUUCACUCUGAAAAUACCAGAUAUAUUUCAUUCUAAUAUUUGAAAAGCAUGCAAAUAUCUUUUUCCCCACUUUUUGUAUGACCCUUAACUCAAAAACGAGUUAUUGCAUUAAAUGUAUUGAAAACCUUCAGUGUUCAAGGAAGUGGUCAAAACUGGCUAUAUGAUAACAGAAAGUUAUUUCCAAGUGUUGUAAGUAAUUGUUAGAGCUGUUUCAUAUUGUCCAAUCAUAUUUCUGCAUUAUCGUUACUUCUCAACAACUCUAUGCCUUUUUAAGUACGGAACAUGAUGGUAUUUAGUUUUAGCUGACCAUGAUGAAGUCAACUGAUAUUCAUCUAAUUCUAACGUAAUUUGCUUUUGCCUAAAGAACGGUAUAUGGUAAUAGUACAUAAACUGUUUAAUGUAACAUAUAAAGAUGUUUGCAUUGCUCUCGUGUUUAUCAUAAACACAGUGUGUGGUAGUCUUGCGCCUUUUUGUACUUUUUAUUUUAGUAGUACACAUAACACAAACCUGCGAUAUAGUCAUUUCCGGUGAUACUUCUAAAAUAUGUGAUAGUAUGCAUGUAUACUGUAUUAUUAUACACUCAUUUGUAAUAUCCGUUAGGUUUAAAUGGAACAUGAAACGUCAAUAUUUUUCCAUAUUGACGUUCAAAUUUCAUAUCGGGUGUGUGACGUCAUUUGUGACGUCAGUUUCAUGUAUGCCAUCGCGUAUAAAAAUUCUUAAACAACGGUAUUUUCAGUUUUACUCAGGCUAAAGAACAUUUAUGCAAUAGUUAUAAGUAUAGAUACGUAUGUAAUAAAAAAGUUAUUAGAUUUGCAUCGAGAAACAUGCACUCGUUCUUUCGCGGAAUAAUGUUGCGCUCCUAUAAUAAUUCAUUAAUUUGACGUUCCCAAAAUAUAGUCAUAUGUGUAACUUAAACCUAUCAACUUUGACUUAUUAGGCCUAAACUUUUCAGAAACCUGGGGCGUUGAAUGAUUGAAUCUUCCUUUGGAGAAGCCAACCAGCUGGCUUACGGAAGUUCGGUGGUUCUACCUAGGCGAUAUGAUGCACAAAGAUGCACCUGGGGCCUUCCUCCACCAUCAAAAGCUGGAAAGUCGCCACAUGACAUAUAAUUGUGUUCCUGUGACGUUAUCUGCAUUUAAAGGAUCAUAACCUGAAAUUUAAGCAUGUAUAUGAGGCACCGCUUAUUGAACCUUAUACGAACUUUCUUUUUGAAUAAAAGGUCAUCUCUGUUGUGUGAGUAUGUUUUCUAGUAAUGGUUUGUUUGAGCUAUGCCCCUUUUGUGCUUAGCCAUGUUACAACUAUAUCUGUACCUUGUGUUCUCAAUACCUCCGGUUUUUCAUCCAGUUCAAAUCGAACUUGGUGUACAUCAUCAACAUGAAGUUGACGUGCACAUAUUAUUGGAAAUUACUUGUCAGAUUUUCUUUUGAGUUCACCCCUUUUUUGUCUUAGCAUUUUCAUCUAUCAAGCAUUUUCAGGAGCAUGCAUCAUACAGACGUAACGCACAAAACGUUGGUCAUUUUGCGUUUCAUAAAAAUGUUUAUUAACUGACGCUGUUUAUGAUUCCCCUUAUGUAUGCGAGUUCGACAUACACAUGAUAUUUUAUAUGUUCAACACAUUUUAGUUUAAAAUGAGUGAUAAUUUUCUGUCAUUGCGGUUAAACUUAUAUUUCGUGAAAAGUUUUAAAAGCCGUUAUCCAUAGAAUUUUUGGUACAAUUUUUAUUUAAGAAAAUUUAUAGCAAAAGAGUGCUUUAACACUAUUUAUGCACGAUGGGUGGUUA
Molecule: messenger RNA, 11747 nt
Organism: Mercenaria mercenaria
Lineage: Eukaryota; Metazoa; Mollusca; Bivalvia; Venerida; Veneridae
Exons: 34
Coding region: 1-9447 (3148 amino acids)
Molecular function (GO): protein binding
Source: RefSeq, a predicted model, not a curated record